Molecule: messenger RNA, 2884 nt
Organism: Mucor mucedo
Lineage: Eukaryota; Fungi; Mucoromycota; Mucoromycetes; Mucorales; Mucoraceae
Product: bacterial low temperature requirement A protein-domain-containing protein
Exons: 13
Coding region: 84-2732 (882 amino acids)
Source: RefSeq, a predicted model, not a curated record
AAAAAAAAGGAGGAAAAGGGUUUAAAAAGGUGUUCUUCUAAAGUUUUUCCUCCUCUUUCUCUUUAUUUUCAUAUUCACAAACAAUGAGUUCACCCAAAAGCAUAUCAUCCCACGUAUCUAUGAGACGAGGACCAACGCUCCGAGGAGGCAGACAUCGAGCUGGUCCCGGAAAAAGUAUCCGUGUACAACCCUCCCCCGACAACAGCCAUAUGGAUGAAGAGGAAAGAAUGGGCCUUACAGCUGAAUCCUCUACAGAGUUUGUAGACGAAAACGAAAAGACACAAUACGAUAUCGAGAGUUUCAAUCCAGAUCACGCCAGUCGAAGGAUCAGUGAAAAACUUGAAACAGAUGAAAAUGGAAAGCCACUUUAUCACCACGGAGAGGAAACGUUUGGUGACAUUUUAACACAUCCUGUUCAAGAGUUACAUGCUCAUCAACAGCGUAAAGAAGAAUUUAAAACAAAGUUUGGUAGCUGGUCUCUGCCAGGAAGAAAUAAAGGAGUCUCCACUUCUGCGCAAGAAGCACCUCAUAAAAACUAUCUGAUUGUUUUACAUUUUCGUCAACUGCGGGGUAACCAAAGUUUCGUUUUAAGUCAUGAUGCAGCCAUCGAAUUUGGGAGAUUGCUUAAUUUCACUCCAAAUGAAAAGCUUCGAUUUAAUGGAGUCCACGAUACCGACGGACUAACUGAAUUCCUUUACAAAAUUAAGCGCGAUUUCUCAAUCAAGAUCCAUCAUAAAUCUGAAUAUUCUCGUGGUAGCAGUACAUUACAAGGAAGCGAACAUAUUGAACCACCUAUCCCACACCACAAUCCGGAACAUCAUACUAUCGAGUUUAAUGACAAUUUAUAUAUAGAGUUUAAGCCUAAGCAUGAUUCACACAUGAUUGAGUUACAAGCCGAGGCAACACGUCGUCCCUUUUUCCGGCAUCCCGAACCUGAUCUCAGUUCGGAUAUUGGAGAAGAAACGGCAGCUAGUUGGCUGGAACUUUUCUAUGAUUUGUUCUUUGUCGCUACUUUGACACAAUUUACUCACAGUCAUCAUAUUGCUGAUUGGGAUUCAUUGGCUCUAUACACUCAAUGGUUUAUCAUAACCUGGUGGGCGUGGUGUGCAAGUUCCUUAUAUACUGCAAGAUUUGAUACGGACGAUGUGGUGCAUCAUAUCUAUAAAUUUAUCGAGAUGUGCGCUUUAAUUGGGAUGGCUGGUUCAUCGGAAUACUUUUUGAAUUCUUCAGGUUAUGUAUAUGGAUAUAUCGCACUUAAAUCAGUUUUAGCCUUCGAAUACUUUGUUGUGUUUAUCGUGGCGAUCUUGGCUAAAUCUAAAUCUCGCAUUGCCUUGGCAUUCUAUAUUGGAGCCAAUUUAUUAUCUGUAGCACUUUGGGCUGCCUCUAUAUCCAUACUUGAAAAAGGCACGCAUCGUAUUCUUUGGUACCUCGGUGUGCUUUGCGAAGUGUUGGUGAAUGUCAUUGUGCGUGGUGAUAAAACUCUUUCUUGGGCUGCUAGUCAUUUAGCAGAGCGUUUAGGUUUGCUUUCAUUGAUUGUUUUAGGCGAGAAUUUAAUGGGUUUGGUCACCUUGGUAUCUACAGCCGGAAACGAGCUAAUUAUUGUUAUACCUAAUUUUAUGGCCGUGUUCUGUAUCUUUGGUUUCUUUUUCAUGUAUUUUGAAGAUUUUAACAAGGAGAUUUUUCUUCACAACAAGUAUCAUCAAGUUUGGGUCUACUUACAUUUCCCACUUCAUUUAUGUCAAGUUGCUUUUGGUAUCUCUUUAAUUGAUAUUCUCAAUAUUUACAAGGCUCAACUCAUCCGCGACCAUAAACUUGCUGAAGACACAACCACUACCGCGCAUGGAGCAUCUUCCGGUGGAAGUACUGAGCACGGUGAAACAUCAUCUAGUGGAAGUACUGAGCACGGUGAAACAUCAUCGAGUGGAAGUACUGAGCACGGUGAAGCAUCAUCGAGUGGAAGUACUGAGCACGGUGCAGCAUCUUCUGAUGGUAGUGCUGAGCACGGUACAGCAACUUCUGAUGGUAGUGCUGAGCACGGUACAGCAACUUCUGCAUCUCACGACACAGCUACCUCUACAGCUCACGGUGAAACAGCAACAGCAGCGCAUGGUGAUCCUGCAGCAGCUACCCCCCAUGGAGAGUCUACCGCUGCUGAAGUUUUGGCAGAAUUACCGGAAACGUCAGCUCAUCAAAACGCAAAAAGAGCUAUUAUGAUGGUGAGUGAUGAAUAUGCUAUACAACAAGAGCAUGAUUAUAACCCAAUGGAGAUGGCCCAACUCAUGCAAGAGAAAAACACGAGUCAGCAAGAAAAAGCAGAUCCACCCGUCCAUUGGACGGUAUGGUGCAAGUAUUUGGCCAUGGGCGUGAUUUCUACAACCAUGCAAGCUAUUUCGUCGAACGGAGAAGAUACCCAUCACUUGAUGCGUCGUUCUGAGCCAGAAGCUGCAGGAGGGGAAUUUUCAGAAAUAUUAACAUUGUCUCAAAAUGUAUUUGUGUACAAGAUUUUCCUUAUCUUUGCUGGGCUGAUUCUUAUUAUCAAUUCCAUGAUCAAGGCCUUGAAUACAAAGAUAGCCGACACUUAUGGAAAGAUUAUUAUUUGCUCAAGAUUACUAAAUGCCAUUAUUCUGUGGUGUAUGUGUGCACUUCCAUUUGCAAAGUUAGAUGCAAUCGUACUCUUAUCCACGAUGGUCGCAUCAUUACUUUUCCAAGCGUUGGUGGAUUUAUUGGAUUAAUCAUGUAUUCAUAAGGGAACAUGGGAGGAGGCGUUGCUAUUUAAUUCUGUAAUAUAGUUGAUUUAUAUCCAUUACCCCUUCUAUUAAUAAACUAAUAUCUAUUCCUACAAUAAAAAAAUAAAAAAAAAGUCUCAGCUGGAUUUUGUUAAUAU